AUGGCGCCCUUCCCUCCUCCACCAGUCAGCACCAUCGACUGGAGCAACGUCGGCUUCAAAGUCCGCGAAGUCAACGGACACAUUGAAUCGACAUUCCGCCAUUCUUCUUCCAACCCGUCAUGGAGUAAGCCACGCUUCGUCACCUCCCCUCAUCUGUCCAUCCAUGGCAUGGCCCCUGGGUUGAACUACGGCGUGCAAUGCUACGAGGGCAUGAAAGCCUUCCGCCAGCGUGAUGGCAACAUCACCAUCUUCCGCCCGGACCAGAACGCAAAGCGCAUGCAGCGUUCUGCCGAGUUCGUCAGCAUCCCUCCGGUUCCCGAAGAGCAUUUCAUUGAGUGUGUCAACUUAGCUGUCGCGAUGAAUGCUGAGUUCGUCCCGCCCCACGAGACCGGCGCAGCCAUGUAUAUCCGGCCACUGCUAUUCGGAUCCAGUGCCCAACUCGGCCUCAGCCCUCCGGACGAAUACACAUUCGUGGUGUUUGUGAUGCCCACGGGUGUCUACCAUGGCGUCCAUGCUGUCGACGCCCUGAUUCUAGAGGACUUCGACCGCGCCGCGCCCGAAGGGACAGGCAGUGCGAAAGUGGGCGGCAACUAUGCCCCGGUACUCCGACACAGCGAGAAGGCGCGCAACGCUGGCUACGGCAUCACGCUGCACCUCGACAGUAAGACACGCAGUGAGAUCGACGAGUUUUCUACCUCAGGCUUCCUCGGUGUCCGCGUCGACGGGGACAAAACUACAAUUGUCGUCCCGGACAGCAAGAACGUGAUCAAAUCCGUGACCUCGGAGUCGGCGUGCCAGAUCGCAAAGGACAUUUUCGAGUACGGCGUCGAGCGACGCCGCAUUGAUUACAGGGAACUAUCCGAAUUCAAGGAAGUCAUGGCCGCGGGGACCGCGGCGUCGCUUGUGCCUAUCAAGAGCAUUACCAUGAAGUCCCGCAAUGAUAAGUUCGAAUACCCUGUGAACCAGAAGCUGGAUCCUGGCCCGGUGUGUGCGCAACUGUUGACGACGUUGAAGGGCAUCCAGCAAGGUCAGGUGAAGGACCAGUUCCGGUGGAAUUUCAAGGUCACGGAGCCGCCGAGCGAAUUUAUCAAGAGCGCUUCAAACGGGAUUGUAAAUGGAGCUGUGGAUCAGAUGCCAUGA
This is a messenger RNA of Rhinocladiella mackenziei CBS 650.93, 1140 nucleotides long. RefSeq names its product branched-chain amino acid aminotransferase. The coding region runs from base 1 to 1140 and encodes 379 amino acids. The transcript is spliced from 2 exons. Gene Ontology annotation, biological process: branched-chain amino acid metabolic process. Gene Ontology annotation, molecular function: branched-chain-amino-acid:2-oxoglutarate transaminase activity. NCBI's taxonomy places the organism in Eukaryota, Fungi, Ascomycota, Eurotiomycetes, Chaetothyriales, Herpotrichiellaceae. The record is from RefSeq and is a predicted model, not a curated record.